AUGGGCUCCGUCUGCGGCAAGGAGGAUAAGGGGGACAACUUCACCUCCCCCGGCCGCCCCCUCGGCACAGCGCCCCCGCCUCAGCCAAAGACCGCGCCCAUUCCCUCCAGGGUCGGCGGACCCCCGCGAACCCUCGGCGGCGGCAGUGGUGACGGCAGUGGCGGCGGCGGCGCAUCCGGCCAACAGUCCGCCGACGCGGCCGAAGCGAGGCGCAAGGCCGCUGAAGCAGCAGAGACCCGGGCAAAGGCAGCGAGCAAGUCGACGGGGAAGCUGUCCUCGCAGCUCAACGCGCAAAAGAAGCAAACCCAGACCGACCUGCUCAAGGACGCCAGUGCUCAGCAGCUGCGACAGAGGGACGCCGAUGCCGCCGCAGAGGCGAGAACGUAUAACUAA
Molecule: messenger RNA, 393 nt
Organism: Colletotrichum navitas
Lineage: Eukaryota; Fungi; Ascomycota; Sordariomycetes; Glomerellales; Glomerellaceae
Exons: 2
Coding region: 1-393 (130 amino acids)
Source: RefSeq, a predicted model, not a curated record